Molecule: messenger RNA, 564 nt
Organism: Helianthus annuus (common sunflower)
Lineage: Eukaryota; Viridiplantae; Streptophyta; Magnoliopsida; Asterales; Asteraceae
Product: jacalin-related lectin 19
Exons: 2
Coding region: 1-564 (187 amino acids)
Molecular function (GO): carbohydrate binding
Source: RefSeq, a predicted model, not a curated record
AUGCAACAGGAUACAAGCAUACAAUUGGGACCAUGGGGAGGAAAUGUUGGGAAUCAAUGGGAUGAUGGAAUACAUGGUGGAGUUAGAGAAAUCACUCUAGUAUAUGGAAGUUGCAUCGACUCAUUCCGUGUAACAUAUGAUAACGAUGAUAAAUCUUUUCGGGCGGUAAAACAUGGUGGCAUGGGCGGAAUCAAAAGCGCCCAGGUUAAGCUACAAUUUCCGGAGGAAAUCUUGAUAGGUGUCAGCGGGCAUUUUUGCCCUAUGGUCUAUGGAGGUUUCCCUGUGAUUCAAUCACUUAGUUUUAAGAGUAAUCGAAGAACAUUUGGGCCAUUUGGCAUGGAAAAAGGAACACCGUUUAAGUUCUUCACAAAUGGAGGCCACAUUGUGAGUUUUUAUGGAAGAAGUUGGUGGGUUCUGGAUUCAAUUGGGUUCCGCGUAUCAACCCAUAAACCAAGUCUAUUCCGAAGGAUCCAAGUGAUGAUUAAAAAAUUUAACCAUCGUUCUGGUGAAGAUGAAGAACAUCAUAAAGCCAAGGGCUCAAAGGGUUAUAGUUGGGGCUUUUGA